CGCCCUGGGCUCCGGAUCCCGCGGCACCCGGGAGACUUAUUUUCUGUGGGCAGUGUUACCAAAGACAACCUGUAUCCAAAAGGAUGGAAUUGGGAAAAGGAAGACUUCUCAGGACGGGGCUGAAUGCGUUGUAUCAGGCAGUACACCCUGUUCAUGGCCUUGUCUGGACUGAUGGGCGUCAGGUAGUCCUGACUGAUUUACAGCUUCACGGUGGAGAGGCCAGGUUUGGGGACUCCAAGGUCAUUGGACAGUUUGAACAUGUGUACGGAGUGUCCUGGGCCCCCCCUGCUGUGGCCGCCGUGCCCGCCGUGCUCGCCAUCCAGCACAAGAAGCAUGUCGCUGUGUGGCGGCUCUGUCCCAGCACUACGGAGACAAGCAGAUGGCUGAUGUCACAGACCUGUGAGAUUAGAGAAUCACUUCCUGUCCUUCCCCAGGGCUGUGUGUGGCAUCCAAAGAGUCCUGUCCUGGCUGUGUUGACGGCACAGGAUGUGUCUGUCCUCCCCAGCGUCCACGGUGACGAUCCCCGGGUGAAAGCAGACAUCGACACGGGGGGCCUCAUUCACUGUGCCUGUUGGACCCAGGAUGGCCGGAGGCUGGUGGUGGCAGUUGGCAGCAGCCUGCAUUCCUAUAUUUGGGACAGUGCUCAGAAGACUCUUUGCAGGUGCUCCUUCUACCCGGUGUUUGCUGUGGACAGCUACGUGCGCUCCAUGGGAGCCACCGCGGACUCACAGGUCGCUGUGGUGACUGAGCUUCCACUAGCUAAGAUUUGUGGCUUAAAUGCAUCCGAAGCCUUUGAUGUUCCUGCUGGUGGGGAAGACACUCGUCUGUGUGCUUCACCGGCUACUGAUGAAGCACCCACCGGGGAUCAGGGGGCAGUUGCUUCCGAAACACACUUUGAAACCUCAGUUUCUCCUGUUUCUUCUUCCUUUUCAGAUUCUCUGGAUCUAACUCAUAUACAUUCCAAUACCGCCAAAUCUGGGGGUAGUUCUCUUAUUCAUCUAAGAAAAAAGGACUACUUGACAGGAACCGGCCUGGAUUCUUCACAUUUGGUCCUUGUGACCUUUGAGAAAGAGGUCACCCAGACCAGAAAAGUCACCAUUCCCGGGAUUCUGGCUCCUGAUCUAAUAGCAUUUAAUCCUAAAGCACAGGUGCUGGCGGUGGCUUCCAAUACGUACCAUGGCAUUUUUAUCUAUUCUGUCAUUCCAUCGUGUGUGCCAAAUAUCCGGCAGAUUCAGUUAGAGAGAAGUGAAAAGCCGAAAGGCAUAUGCUUCUUGACAGAUAAGUUAUUACUGAUUUUGGUAGGAGAACAAAAAUCCACUGAUUCAGCAUUUCUUCCUUCUUCGAAGACUGAUGAGUAUAUCAUUCGUUUGAUUGUUAGAGAAGUGACAUUGGAAGAAGAAUCUCCAGUAACAGCACGUGAAAACCAGAGUGGAGGCUCUACUCUCAGUACUCUAUUAAAUAAAACAGAGAGAAAAAAGCUAAUUGAAAGUCUUUCCCCAGAUUUUUGUCACCCAAACAGAGGGCUCUUAACAGCUAAUGGCAGUGGGCAAAGUGCGAGGCCUGGAAAAACCCUUAUUAAAGAAAUCAAAAGUCCUCCCACCAGGGUCUGUGACGGCCCCAUCGCCCUUGACGCUCUAGAUGCUGAGCCCGUUAACCGCUUGGUAAUGCUGGCCAGAUCCAGCGGCACACCCCACCACACCCCAACUCCCGAACCUCCUGAUUGGCCUCCAAGCAAGAACUUACAAAGGGAAAAGGAAAUUUCCCGGCUGUCUAAGGAAAUGGAAAUUUUAUCUAGGACCCUGACUGAAGUGCAGCGACGUCUCUCUGAACUCACAGACGUUCUACAAAAGGAGAAGUCCUCUCCUGGGUAUCCACUCUCUCAGGACCCGCCCUAUGUGCACGUCGCUUAUCAGAAAUCUUAUUAUGUAGGUCCUGUUGUUGAAAAAAGAGCUGUACUCCUCUGCAAUGGCAAACUAAGGCUCAGUACAGUCCAGCAGACUUUCGGCCUCUCUCUUGUCGAAAUGCUCCAUGACUCGCACUGGAUCCUUCUCUGUGCUGAUAGCGAAGGCUUCAUCCCGUUAACAUUCACGGCCACCCAGGAAAUAACCAUCAGAGAUGGCAGCGCAAAUGUCUUCACGGACUCUGUCUCAGAGUCUUAAUCCUGCUCCUUCUCUUGAAGUCUUGAGAGACCUGACUGUCGAGAGCGUAGACGCCACCGGCUGAUCUACCCAUUUAGGCAGUAUGGCCUGAUACCCUUUCAGAUGAGGCCAUUCAGACAAUAUCUCUUUUCCACCGUGGACUCUCCUCAGCUGGGAUUUGCACAGUCGCUCAGAGGUGAAGCACCUGCUGUGGUUGGCUCGGCUGCUUUUCCUCCUUGUCCCCCCACCCCACCCCACCCCACCCCACCCCCACCGCCCUGGGCUGCAGCUCCCUGCUCUCUGGCAGAACUCAGUCUUUGUUAGAUGGUUCAAAAAGUGGUUGUUUACGUAUUCAUGGCUGUGUGGUUUUGCCUAAGGGCAGAAUUCCCAGAACAAAACAGUAUUCUGGUGCCAUAUGGAUUGUGUUUUAUGGUUUCUCUGAGGCUUUCUGUCCCUUACCCAAAACUGUUAAAGCUGUGUUAGAGAAGCACUUAAAAGGUACUUCAGCAUUGUUAUAGAUCAUUUCCUUGGCUUAGAGAUGAGAGUAGGAGGUACUGGAGAACAUACGCUCCGACAUAUCCUUCUUACCCCAAACCAGCAGGAAUCAGCAGAGCUCAAAAGAAGACAAAAAAUCGAUUGACUUCUGUCCCCAGGGCAGAACAGGAAGUAGUUCUGAUGUUGGCUGGACCUGCCAGGAUUUAAACCUAACUCUCUUGCUUCCUUAAAAAAUUCUGGCCAACUAAGGUCCGAAAAACUAGCCCUGGGCAAAUUGCAAAUGAAAUUUCAAGUGCUUUGACCCCUCUGGACCCCACUGGAGCAUGUGCUUAUGCUAAUAGUGCGAUGCCAAGCCCAGGUGACAUCUAAGGCAUGAUUUCGUGCUGUGGCUACUCCUGAUUUUCUCCCUGAAAUGCCUUUUUUUUUUUUUUCUUUUUCCAGUUUUGGGAUCAUAAAAAUAUCCUAUUUUUCUCCCAGUAGUCAGCUCCCUUAGUUAAAUUGUCACUUUCAUUUUGAUGUUUCUCUUUUCCCUCCAUUCAAGUCUUAGAGACCAGCAAAGAGUCUCUGAGAGAAAGUAGUUCAGAAAAUUGGAAAUUUCACUGAAUCUGAGGUAGGUAAAAAGUACCAGCUUAUUAUAAUUUUGGGCUGAAAUGCAACCUCAGAUGGACACACCACUUCUCAAACAGGAUCAUAAAUUUCAGUGACGGCAGCCUGACAAAUUGAUGAGUGUGUGGCUGGUCAGGGCACAUCUGCAGAUAAAUUGUUUCAGCCAGAGAGGUUCCAUUAGCACAUAUGCAUCUUUCCCCCCCUUCCCUUGAAAAUUAUCUGGAAAGAAAGGUUUCGUGCCCUUGGGGACUCCUGUCUAUCUGUUACCGUUUAUGAAGAUGGAACUGGGAUAGGAAAGAGGCAAGGGCCCAUUUUGUGGUUCAAAUGCAUUAGGCGGCUGCUGGAAUAAUGGAAGUGGAGGCCGCUGGUCUGUCAUCAGGUGCCUGAGAGCUGUGGCGGAGGACAGCCUGAGGCCUGGCUCCAUUUGCAGAGGAAGUGUCUGGGUGGGAUGAAAGCACACUAUUAGGAUGCCUGGGGGGCCUGGGGACCCCGUAGUAAGAUCAGGGCGGGUGCGUCAAGGUACAAGUUAUAUCCACCAUUUCCCUGGUCAGAUUCCUGUGAAUGAGUCCAUAAAGUCCCUAAAGCUUGUUGUGGCCGUUGUGAAUGUUUUGAUGGUAUUUUCUCUGUGAUUACUGCUGGCAUAAAGAGAAGUUCUUGAUUUCA
This is a messenger RNA of Mirounga angustirostris (Northern elephant seal), 3902 nucleotides long. It is a transcript of the gene WDCP, whose product is annotated as WD repeat and coiled coil containing. The record is from RefSeq and is a predicted model, not a curated record. The transcript has 4 exons. NCBI's taxonomy places the organism in Eukaryota, Metazoa, Chordata, Mammalia, Carnivora, Phocidae. Bases 84 to 2159 code for a protein of 691 amino acids. Gene Ontology annotation, molecular function: kinase binding.